AUGUCUCUUCCAGAGGGUGUCACCCCCGGCGUCCGUGACGUCGAGGGAGAGGUUUACUGCGUGGAACCAACCAGAGGUGUCACCCCCGGCGUCCGUGACGUCGAGGGAGAGGUUUACUGCGUGGCACCAACCACAGGUGUCACCCCCGGCGUCCGUGACGUCGAGGGAGAGGUUUACUGCGUGGCACCAACCACAGGUGUCACCCCCGGCGUCCGUGACGUCGAGGGAGAGGUUUACUGCGUGGCACCGACCACAGGUGUCACCCCCGGCGUCCGUGACGUCGAGGGAGAGGUUUACUGCGUGGCACCGACCACAGGUGUCACCCCCGGCGUCCGUGACGUCGAGGGAGAGGUUUACUGCGUGGCCCCGACCACAGGUGUCACCCCCGGCGUCCGUGACGUCGAGGGAGAGGUUUACUGCGUGGCCCCGACCACAGGUGUCACCCCCGGCGUCCGUGACGUCGAGGGAGAGGUUUACUGCGUGGCACCGACCACAGGUGUCACCCCCGGCGUCCGUGACGUCGAGGCUUACCUGUCUUCAUUACUCCCAACACUGGACUCUAAUGAUACCGAGAGGACCCUUCAAGAAGCACAGACGCACCACUCCCUGCUUCAAGAAGCACAGACGCACCACUCCCUGCUUCAAGAAGCACAGACGCACCACUCCCUGCUUCAAGAAGCACAGACGCACCACUCCCUGCUUCAAGAAGCACAGACGCACCACUCCCUGCUUCAAGAAGCACAGACGCACCACUCCCUGCUUCAAGAAGCACAGACGCACCACUCCCUGCUUCAAGAAGCACAGACGCACCACUCCCUGCUUCAAGAAGCACAGACGCACCACUCCCUGCUUCAAGAAGCACAGACGCACCACUCCCUGCUUCAAGAAGCACAGACGCACCACUCCCUGCUUCAAGAAGCACGGACACACCACUCCCUGCUUCAAGAAGCACGGACGCACCACUCCCUGCCUCAAGAAGCACGGACGCACCACUCCCUGCUUCAAGAAGCACGGACGCACCACUCGAUGCUUCAAGAAGCACGGACGCACCACUCCCUGCCUCAAGAAGCACGGACGCACCACUCCCUGCUUCAAGAAGCACGGACGCACCACUCGAUGCUUCAAGAAGCACGGACGCACCACUCCCUGCCUCAAGAAGCACGGACGCACCACUCCCUGCUUCAAGAAGCACGGACGCACCACUCGAUGCUUCAAGAAGCACGGACGCACCACUCCCUGCUUCAAGAAGCACGGACGCACCACUCCCUGCUUCAAGAAGCACGGACGCACCACUCCCUGCUUCAAGAAGCACGGACGCACCACUCCCUGCUUCAAGAAGCACGGACGCACCACUCCCUGCUUCAAGAAGCACAGACGCACCACUCCCUGCUUCAACGGGAUAAAUGCUCUGACCUUGACUCCGACAAGUGGAGUUCCGCAAGACUCCUGACUAAGUUCUGUGUUAUUUAA
Molecule: messenger RNA, 1470 nt
Organism: Procambarus clarkii (red swamp crayfish)
Lineage: Eukaryota; Metazoa; Arthropoda; Malacostraca; Decapoda; Cambaridae
Product: putative mediator of RNA polymerase II transcription subunit 26
Source: RefSeq, a predicted model, not a curated record